Merops nubicus (carmine bee-eater) is the source of this 489-nucleotide messenger RNA. RefSeq names its product GDP-mannose pyrophosphorylase B (gene GMPPB). The record is from RefSeq and is a predicted model, not a curated record. Gene Ontology annotation, biological process: cell wall mannoprotein biosynthetic process; GDP-mannose biosynthetic process. Gene Ontology annotation, cellular component: cytoplasm. Lineage: Eukaryota; Metazoa; Chordata; Aves; Coraciiformes; Meropidae. The transcript is spliced from 3 exons. The annotation marks the transcript as partial. Gene Ontology annotation, molecular function: mannose-1-phosphate guanylyltransferase (GTP) activity.
UUCCACCGGCAGCACGGUGGCGAGGGCUCGCUGAUGGUGACCCGCGUGGAGGAGCCGGCCAAGUACGGCGUGGUGGUGAGCGAGGCCGACACCGGCCGCAUCUGCCGCUUCGUGGAGAAGCCGCGUGUCUUCGUGUCCAAUAAGAUCAACGCCGGGCUCUACAUCUUCAGCCCCGGCAUCCUGAAACGCAUCCAGGUAUGGGCCGGGCCCACUGGGCUGGGCCACUGUGUUGGGCCAGGCUUCUGGAUGGACAUUGGGCAGCCAAAAGACUUCCUCACGGGCAUGUGCAUGUACCUGCAGGCACUGCGGACUCAGCACCCUGAGAAGCUGCACUCGGGGCCCGGUGUCGUAGGGAACGUGCUGGUGGACCCCAGUGCCAAGAUUGGGGCAAACUGCGUCAUCGGCCCCAACGUGACGAUCGGGGCCGGCGUGGUGGUGGAGGACGGGGUGCGCAUCAAACGCUGCACCGUGCUGCAGGGCGCCCGCAUC